Ectocarpus sp. CCAP 1310/34 is the source of this 1155-nucleotide messenger RNA. Lineage: Eukaryota; Phaeophyceae; Ectocarpales; Ectocarpaceae. The record is from the annotation of a GenBank genome assembly.
AUGAACGACGGGUCAUUCGGACAGAACACCACCAGAGUUUCACGCAGGGUCUUUUAAAUUUCUACUCAUGUGACAAUCCCUCGAGCAUCAGGUUGCAUACCUUUCUGUCAUCUUUCUUAACUUCCAGCAUCUGAAGCACACCAAGCCGUCUCUCUCAUAGAUGUAAAGAAGAUGGAGGGAUUCUCAUUCGAAAGCACGCGCAAUGACUUAAGUUUCUCCUCUUGCACACGAAUCUGACUCUGGCUCAACGGUAGGAAGUGAUCUUUGAGCACUCGGAACGCCUUGCUGGGGGAACCAGCGUGCCUAGCCAUAGUUUUCAGACUUUCCUUCUUCAAGCAAUCAAACAGAAACCACCAUCCCAUUUCAGCCUGACGCAGCACACCCACACUGAAUCCUUUCUCUACCCAGGGGGUCAAGUCGAAACCAAUGUCAGCAAUUGGAAUCUCAGUCUCAGAAACAAACGCUUCAAACAGAUUGUUGUGCCGGGCAGUCAGCAGAAAAUUCUGUGACCACGAGGGAUAGGAGACGUCGGUCCCAUCGAAAACAGGAGCCUUGGGGACUUUAAAAGGACCCCUACCCAAUUUCUCUCCUGAAUCUGUAAUGCCGGCCCCAGGAAUCAAUGUGUUUCCACUGGCGACACUUUCCCACCACUUACUCGACGGAGUAGACAAGUUUCCCGGCUUUCAGUCGAUCGCCGCGCGCACAAACUUGCUCGCAUUGUGUAAACGUGCGGGUUGCCUGCUGGAGCUGUACCAGAAGCAGGAGUGGGCGCGAAGCAGGGAACGCGUAGCGCGGAAGGCUAAGCAGAUGCCGCGCCACAGCCGUAUGUGGAGCGCCGCUCCUGAACCUGUCACGCAUGACAAAUGCCGGCGGCUUGAUCGGUACUGUACUUUGCCGGAGGCGGUGGAGGUCCUGCAGAAUGCCGUUGCAAUAGCGGGUUGUGUCUUGGACAUGUGCGGCGGACCUGAGGACGCGGUGGCACAGGGGUUUCGGAGCACGUGUGAAGUUCUCACGAACGACGUGAGCUCGAGGCUAUCGGCAGGUACCAACCUCGACGCGAGCUUGCUUAACGUGGACCACAAUGAUCAUGAUCACACAUCCAUCCUCCAUCAAUCGAAAAACACAUGCAUCCGCCAAACAUUGCACAAAUCCUAA